Molecule: messenger RNA, 1064 nt
Organism: Scheffersomyces stipitis CBS 6054
Lineage: Eukaryota; Fungi; Ascomycota; Pichiomycetes; Serinales; Debaryomycetaceae
Product: zinc finger family protein
Exons: 2
Source: RefSeq, a predicted model, not a curated record
AUGUAUUGGCGAAAAUUGGGCUUCAGUGCUUUUGGCACGUUUCUAGGCGUCUCAGUUUACAAACGGCUAGAGAUUAAGAAUAACAUCUACAUACAAUCACCCAUUAAUUCCUAUGGAAGCAUCCAGAGCUUGGCCAGCAAGGUGUUUUCAACGUCUACAAGCACUUCGUCAAGGUCGUCCUUCAACUUCAAGCUUUUCAAUCUUGGAAUCUUGGGAUUGCUUCUCUUCAUUAACUUUGUCAAAUGGGCCAUCUUUGGUAAACUUUCACCUACCGAAAUCAGAAAUCUCAAACACAAGAUCAACUAUACCAUCUGGGAGUUUGCCUUUGGAUUCAUGAUCUUCUAUGUAAAGUCACGAUCGAUCGGAUUGCAAGUAAUUCAGAACGAGUUGUUCAAAUUUGCUGGCCUCUUCUUUUCUGUGCUUUUGCUUAAAUGUUUUCAUUAUCUUUCUAUAGACAGAGUCAGCUCCAUCUUCAACACAAAUUCCAACUCGCGGGCCGAGGUGAAGUAUCAGGGACUAAGACUCUUCGUUGGGCUCAUAAUUUUGGCAUUUAUUGACAACUUGUUGAUCUCUCGUUUCUUGUACGAAGUGUAUCAGAACUACUACUGGUCAGAUAAAAUGAUCGAGAUGUCGAAAGUAACACUCCAGGAAAACAUUUUGACAGCUAUCUUUGGAUUUGAGAUCUUGCACAUCGGGCCGUUAAUUUUCUUGACAAUCUUGAAGUAUUGCUUGGAUUUCUACGAAUAUUUCCACUUCCAUCUGGUGUGGCCCGAGGGCAAUGCUCCACUUACUACAGAAUUGGAGUUGAAUACCUGGAAAGAAACAAAGAUGAAGAUUAUAUAUGUGACAGAGUUCGUAGUGAAUUUGUUACGUUUCACCAUGCUCUGCAUAUUUUCCAUCGUCUUUUUAUCGCUUCACACUUUUCCCUUCCAUAUCUUGCCAUCUUCGUACUUGAGUUUGAGAGUUUUAGUGGUGAAAACAAGACAGUUGAUCAACUUCAAAAAGAAGCAGUUCACAUUGAAGAAACUUACGAUUCCCGCUACACUCGAAGACCACCUGGAGCA